This is a messenger RNA of Phragmites australis (common reed), 1529 nucleotides long. RefSeq names its product 2-oxoglutarate-Fe(II) type oxidoreductase hxnY-like. NCBI's taxonomy places the organism in Eukaryota, Viridiplantae, Streptophyta, Magnoliopsida, Poales, Poaceae. The record is from RefSeq and is a predicted model, not a curated record. Bases 284 to 1357 code for a protein of 357 amino acids. The transcript has 12 exons.
GGCCACAAAGAGAUCCCUUUGUCCACCACUUUUGAUCUUGGCCUUGGCUUUUGCACCUUUUCCACCAACCUUCCUCUUUCUAGGGACUCUCCCUCCUAUAUCAUUCCAUAACCCCACUCCAAAUUGGCAAUUCCAACCCUCUGCUUGAACGCAUCAGGAAAGGAGGCGGCUAGCUAGACACGCGGACGUGAAUCAACGAGAAAAAGAGGAGAGGCGGCGGCGGCGGCAGCAACAGGGAGCAAAAUAAGAGGGAAUCUAAGACAGAGAUCAGAGGGGGCGAAGCAUGGAUAGCUCGACCUCGAGGACGAGUCUGAAUUGCAUCAGCCUGGCUGACCCGGACAUCCAGAAAUCUGUCGCGCUCCUCAAGCAGGCAUGCCUGGAUUCAGGCUUCUUCUAUGUGGUGGAUCAUGGGAUAAGCCAGGAGUUCAUGGAUGAGGUUUUUGACCAGAGCAAGAAGUUCUUUGACCUGCCCCACAGUGACAAAAUGACGCUUCUCCGGGACGAGAAGAAUAGAGGUUAUAGGCUGGUUGCACUGCAAGUGUUGAGUAGCUCUGCAGUUUUGGAACCAUGCUCUUGGGAUGAAAAUCUGGACAGGUUAUCAUGCUGUUGUGGCUGGAGUAAUUUCAAAAGAGCAGGUGACUACAAGGAAGGUUAUUAUAUAGGAGUUGAGGUUCCUGUAGAUGAUCCACAAGCAAACAGACCAUUUUAUGGUCCAAAUCAGUGGCCUUCAGAAGAAGUAUUGCCCAAAUGGAGAGAGGUGAUGGAGCAAUAUCACUCGGAGGCAUUGAGAGUGGCAAAAUCAGUUUCAAGAAUCAUUGCUCUUGCUUUGAACCUAGAUGUGGACUUCUUUGAUAGACCUGAAAUGCUUGGCGAGCCUAUAGCCACACUAAGGCUUUUGCACUAUGAAGGUGGACAAAAGACAGGUCAAGUGUCAAAUCCUGCAAAGGGUGUUUAUGGAGCGGGUGCCCAUUCAGACUAUGGACUGAUAACUCUCCUAGCAACCGAUGAUGUAGUUGGGCUCCAAAUAUGUAAGGAUAGGAAUGCUCAGCCUCAAGUAUGGGAAUAUGUGGCUCCUGUGAAAGGAGGCUUUAUCGUCAAUCUUGGUGAUAUGCUCGAAAGGUGGAGUAACUGCAUUUUCAGGUCGACCUUACAUCGAGUGGUCCUAGAUGGACGAGAACGCUACUCGAUAGCCUACUUCGUGGAGCCAAGCCACGACUGUGUAGUCGAGUGCCUGCCGACCUGCAAAUCCGAAACAAAUCCUCCAAAGUUCCCUCCAAUCACAUGCUCUGCGUACCUGUCCCAGCGCUACAAGGACACACAUGCAGAUCUGAGCUCCUACAGCAACAACAAGGCCUGAAAGAUGCCCUACGUUAUUGUCACCUCUUCUGUUUUGCCCUUUCAGCCAUCAAGUAUGGUAAUGUACCAGUAUCACUGUAUCAGUAUAAGCAUAGUAGUUCUAUAGAUGCCAUUCUUCAUGAAUCAUGAAGAGAGGAAUUGUCUUCUUUGUGCAUGUGUAGAGAAUUUCGAGC